CUCAGAAUUCCUUGGUCAUUAUCAUGCAUUUGUCGGGUCUACUUAUUUUUUAAAAUGUCAAGUUUUAGUAUUGUUUAAUGUUUAUAACACGUAAUGUCCGAAAUGCCUGUAAGAUGCAAACAGUGAGAUCGAUCUUCGAAGUUCGUUGGUGAUGAUGUGUUGUGGUUACAGUGUUUUGUGUUGAUGUAGUAGGUUUAUCACGAAGGAAUUUACUGCAGUGUCUCUGAUAACGGUCACUAUGGACCAAGACUGGAAGAAGAGUUUGGGAUUCCCUGUCAACUACAACAGCCAAAGUUCUGAUGACGAUUUUGAUACCAGCGACGUGGUGAUGAGACACCCUCGCCACUCGUCCGGGUUCCUACUCGCUGACGGCGGGGAUGGAUCCGAGGCGGAUCUCCUCGGCACCACGCCCCCACGAUCUAGGAUCAGGGACAAGGAAAAACGCAGGAAUGUAUUGGAGUCCCACGUGAACGCUCAGAAGUCACCAAAGACAAGAAGGCCAGUGGUGGACGAUGACGGCAAUUACGGACAGUCACCACCACUAGUUCGUUUAUUGAAUUCAAUUUCAGACCGUUUGAAGAGACGCAGCAAUUUAAAAUUGGUGAGGGCGAGGGCCCGUGACUGGAAGCAGGACCAGGGUCAGAGGGAGCACCGCGCUGACUCGCUGCCUUCACCGAACCCCACCACCGUCGUGCCCACGCUGGUGGAGUCAUGUAAUCGUUUCAUGUCGCUGACCUCUCGUCUGAAAUGCCCUGAGGGUCUGAAAGACGAGGAUCUGGUGGAGCAGAGGGUGAGGGACGGAAAGGAGGAACUUCCGGCGAACCGCGUCAACUUUCACAAAACAUUCUGCAUGCUAAUCAACAUGGGGAACAUCGAGAAAGGCUGCAGGCGGACGAUAAGUCGAGAGGAGCAGGUGUGGCAGAAUGAACUGAAGGAUCUGAUCUGGUUGGAGCUCCAGGCGACCAUAGCCGGCCGCUCGUUGGCAGAGCAGGACGAGUUCCUGUGCUCGCAGCGGAACGUGGUGCCUAUCAUCGUGCAGAACAUCAUCGAUUACAGAUUCGUGAACACGGAUGCAUGCAAGUAUCACUCGAGACCACUAUGCUUUGAGGGUUCCAAAGAAGAUCUCACCGCAGAUCCUGCUCAUGAUGAUAACAAUACUCAAAACGGCGCCACCACAGAAUACAACGAUGAGUCAAGUGGAUGGGGCUGCGUGUCGUUCAACUGCGUUGCGUGCACGCAAGCUAUAGCGCGUGCAAUGCGCGAGCUGGGCACGCUGCUCGAUUCAUUCUACAACGCGCUCUCGCUGUACCCCUCCAGCAAGGCCAUGACCCUCCACCACCCCCUCAUCGCCACGCAACUCUUCAAGAACAGGCUCAAGGUACUAUUAUUGGGGUAUCUGCUCGAUUCAUUCUACAACGCGCUCUCGCUGUACCCCUCCAGCAAGGCCAUGACCCUCCACCACCCCCUCAUCGCCACGCAACUCUUCAAGAACAGGCUCAAGGUACUAUUAUUGGGGUAUCUGCUCGAUUCAUUCUACAACGCGCUCUCGCUGUACCCCUCCAGCAAGGCCAUGACCCUCCACCACCCCCUCAUCGCCACGCAACUCUUCAAGAACAGGCUCAAGGCGAUGUGCCUGUGGUACAACGUGGCGCUGCACAUGCAUCUGAAGGUGGCGUCGGUGCGCCGUAUGCUGCGCAGCAUGACCGCCAGGCACUCCAGCUGUCCAGACACCAGGCGAACAUCAGACAGCCACAAGCCGAGUCAAGUCCGCUUCAAUUUGAGCGACAACCCCACAGAUUCAAGUAAUAGUGAUUCUAGCACGCAAUCUGAAGUUAUUAAGGAAGAAGCUGGAGAAGAAGCGAAAGAAUUAAACGUAGAAACACCUGAGUGCCAAAGAAAUGAGAGUCAAGAGACUGAAAGUCAUGCCCACGAAGAGCCAAGCGAAGAAGCUGAUACGAAACAGGGUUCAGUGGAGAGUCAAGGUGGAAGUAUGGAGAAGAUUGCACCGUUUAGUGAGGACGAAGUUGAUAGAGGAAUUGAUUGGUACUCCGAAUCGAAUGGGCAGAUAACGCCAGAGUUGGUGAUAUCUGGACAGGCGGGGCCACCUUCGGCGGCUUCGUCCGAGAGCGGCUACGCGUCCGCGAGCGCGGCGUGCUCCCCGGGCGAGCUGGCCGAGCUGGCGCGGCUGCGGCUGCUCGGCCGCUGCCAGGUGUCGCCCUACAGGUGCGUGCCCCCCCGCCCCCCGCCCCCCGCCCCCCGCACCGGGGGCACGUCCGCGAGCGCGGCGUGCUCCCCGGGCGAGCUGGCCGAGCUGGCGCGGCUGCGGCUGCUCGGCCGCUGCCAGGUGUCGCCCUACAGGUGCGUGCCCCCCCGCCCCCCGCCCCCCGCCCCCCGCACCGGGGGCACGUCCGCGAGCGCGGCGUGCUCCCCGGGCGAGCUGGCCGAGCUGGCGCGGCUGCGGCUGCUCGGCCGCUGCCAGGUGUCGCCCUACAGGUGCGUGCCCCCCCCCCCCCGCCCCCCGCCCCCCGCACCGGGGGCACGUGUCGCCCUCCCGGUGCGUGCCGCCCCGCCCCCCGCCCCGCGCCCCCCGCCCCGGGGGCACGUCCGCGAGCGCGGCGUGCUCCCCGGGCGAGCUGGCCGAGCUGGCGCGGCUGCGGCUGCUCGGCCGCUGCCAGGUGUCGCCCUACAGGUGCGUGCCCCCCGCCCCCCCCCCCCCGCCCCCCGCACCGGGGGCACGUCCGCGAGCGCGGCGUGCUCCCCGGGCGAGCUGGCCGAGCUGGCGCGGCUGCGGCUGCUCGGCCGCUGCCAGGUGUCGCCCUACAGGUGCGUGCCCCCCCGCCCCCGCCCCCCGCCCCCCCGCACCGGGGGCACGUCCGCGAGCGCGGCGUGCUCCCCGGGCGAGCUGGCCGAGCUGGCGCGGCUGCGGCUGCUCGGCCGCUGCCAGGUGUCGCCCUACAGGGCCUACCACCAUGAGAUGCUGAAGACGCAGAGCGUCCGGCGCUGCAUGUCGUUCAUGGACAAACUGCGCAAGCACGUGUUAGCGAAGGUCUACCUCACGCUGGAGAAACCUGAUCAUAACGCAUCAGAAACGCAUCUAGACGGUGAAGAUGCCCCAACUGGUGUGUUCGACGAGAGCAAGCACGAAGAGGAGACCGAUGCAGCCGGAGACAAAGAGGCCAUGGUCAAUGAACUGCACAGAUAUGGUUGCUGGUCGGAGGAGUGCCUAGCGAUGCGACUGCCGUCUUACCGCAACUACUUUUUACUUCUGAGCAGCAUUUGCCUGGAGGCCGUCCACGAUUACCUCACUAUGAGACUGGAGGACCGGCCUGAGAAGCCCUCUUGUCUCACUAUCAAACAGCUAAUCCACGAGCUGAAGGAGGGGCUGGAUAUAGCGACGGAGGCGCGCGCAGACUUCGUGCGUAACGUGCGCGUGGCGCUGGCGGGGCGCGCGGGGGGCGCGGGGGGAGCGGGGGCAGCGGGGGCAGCAGGGGGAGCGGAGGGAGCGGGGGGCGGGGCGAGCCCCGUGGGGGCGUGCGGCGCCGCCCGCGCGGACCUGCUGCUGCUGGUGCGCACCUACGACGCCACCGUCGAGGAGGUCAUGCGGCAAUACCUGUCGUACCUGACGACGAUGUCGGAGACGAUGCAGCUAACACGCGCGCAGCUCCAGGCCGAGUGGGACUUCAUGGCGCAGCUCGCACGCCGCGUACACUGCGCCGCCCUCCUCGCACCCGCCGCACACACCAAUAUCACGUGUAACCAGCUGGACCGGGUGUUGCAGCAGUUCCGUUCCAAGUUCUCAAAUAUGAAGGAGACCAUGAAUCACAUCGAUUAUAAAUCUAAAAUUGCGAGCGUGCCGGUCCGCGAGGCGGUGUACGCGCUGUGCCGGGAGACUCAAGCCACGUACGCGAGCGAGCGAGACGCGCUGCUGCAGGCCGUGCAGGCCGCGCGCGCACUCGCACUCCGCCUCGCGCGAGCCGCGCCCUUCCCGAGGGAGAGGGACCGGAUCUUUGAAAAGCUGAUGUCCAUCCGUGAGUUCAUAGUGCGGCACACGGACAUGGUGCUGGAGAAGAGCAGAUCCGUGGACGAGGAACGCACCGCAGAGCUGCACGAGGGGCUCGUGGCGCGCGUGCGGGAGAUGCUGCUGCAGAUGUUCAAGCUCGGGUUCGAGAUCCACCGCGAGUUGUACAGUUUCGUGAACGCGCCGGGUGUACGUUCGUCUUUUGCGUGCUCGCGUCGCUCUCUACUAAACUCGCCGCCGCGCCGCUACAAGCUGGCGCGUUCUGAGAGCGUCAAUGAUGAAUUCGAAGCCAGCGUGUUUGAUGAUCGUCUGUUUGACAAUCUGAAUCCGGAGAAUCUUAACAGCAUAGAACGGCUCUUAUCCGGCGAUGAGCCGGCGGAGGAGCGUGGGCCGGAGAAGCCGGACGCGGCGGACAGGCCGGACGGGCCGGACGGGCCGGACGCGCCGGACGGUGUGCAGCGGCGGUGGGCGGCGACCGUGGCGCGCGCCGUCAUACAGUUCGCCAAGUGCUGGAUGCACUUCGUGGUGCAAAGAUGUGACCGUGGACGAGGAUUGAGACCUAGAUGGGCGAGUCAAGGACUAGAUUUCCUGACUCUGGCUUGCGACCCUUGUAUUACAAAGCAUCUCAGCGAGGAGGAAUUCAAGGAGCUGGAGACGCUGAUGGACGGGUGCAUCUCGCACGUGGUGGGCAGCCGGCCCGCGCCCGCCCCCGCGCGCCCCGCCCCGCCCCGCGCGCCCCGCGCCCGCCGCCCCCGCCCGCAGCCGCCGGCGGGCAGCCCGCGCGGGGUGCCGGCGCCGCCCGCGCCGCCGCUGGAGCCCGCGCCACUCCUCAGCUUCAGGGGACUCGAACCCGCAGGUAUGCGCCGGCGCGUGUGCGGCGCACUGUCCGCGGUGGAGCGCGCGCGCAGCUCGCGGCUGUCCGCGCGCGGCGCGGUGGGGCGCGUGGUGGAGGCGCGCGCGCCGGGGCUGCAGCGCGCGCUCCGGCACGUCACCUUCAAGUGGCAGCGCGGGCUCAAGAUCGGCGCUGGGACCUUCGGGAAGGUGUACACCGUGGUGAACACGGAGAGUGGACAGCUGCUGGCGAUGAAAGAGCUCAGCAUCGGAGCAGGUGACCGCCGCGCCAUACAACGCGCCGCCAACGAACUGCGCGUGCUGGAGGGCGUGGUGCACCCGCACCUCGUGCGCUACUACGGCUGCGAGCUGCACCGGGAGGAGAUGCUGCUGUUCAUGGAGCUGUGCGUGGAGGGCUCGCUGGAGACGCUGGUGGCGGGGUCUGGUCCGCUGCCCGAGCUGACCGUGCGCCGCUACACCCGGCAGCUGCUCAGCGCCGUCAUAGAGCUGCACGCGCGGACCAUCGCCCACCGCGACAUCAAAAGUGGAAAUAUCUUCUUGACGCAUGAGGGCCACUGCCUGAAGCUUGGCGACUUUGGCUGCGCUGUAAAGAUACGUGCCCAUACUACCGCGCCAGGGGAACUGCAGGGCUACAUCGGCACACAAGCGUACAUGGCGCCGGAGGUGUUCAUGAAGUCCACGGGGCACGGGCGAGCCGCAGACGUCUGGUCCGUCGGCUGCGUCGUCACUGAGAUGGCCUCCGGGAAGCGUCCGUUUUCGGAGAGCGACAGCAACUAUCAGAUAAUGUUCGUGGUGGGCAUGGGCGGGCGGCCCGCGGUGCCGGAGUCUCUGUCGGCCGAGGGACAGAACUUCUGCAUGUCGUGCCUCACACACGACCCCGACCACAGGCCGCGCGCGGAGGAGCUCACCAUGCACCACUUCCUCAUGAGCAAUGCCGAUAACGACUGCAAAUGCGAGCCAGCCUAUCUCAUAUAAAUAUCAUCAUAACUGAUGUAUACAUAAAAAAGUUAUUGUGACUUCUAUUUUGUCACUUUCAUUCUAAUCAAGAAAGUAGCUAGAGAGAGGAGGAUAGCAGAGCCUAUCUCAUAUAAAUAUCCAAAGCUAAGGUACAUAUAUGACUGAUUCAUAAAAAAACAUUGUGACUUGUGUUUUGUCACUUUCAUUCUAACCAAGAAAGUAGCUAGAGAGAAAAGGAUAGCAGAGCCUAUCUCAUACAAAUAUUCAUAGCUAAGGUACUCUUAACUGAUGUAUACAUAAAAAAGUCAUUGUGGCUUGUGUUUUGUCACUUUCAUUCUAAUCAAGAAAGUAGCUAGAGAGAGAAGGACAGCAGAUCAUUAGACUGUUUAUGUAAAUAUACACAAAUAGAACGAGAAACACCGCGCGCGCAAACAGUGAGCGCAGUCCUGCGUACAACAAUCGUGCGUGCUUUAGCGCCAUUUUGUAAUUAUUAAUUAUCAUUGCAAAAUGGCGGACAUCUGACUACGAAGCAAAGAUAUAAUUAUAGUUAUUGAUAAUUUAUAAAACCUAUACGUGUCUUUGGAAAAAUAAUAUUUAUAAAAUAAAAAAUAUAAUUUAAAAAGAAAGUGUA
Achroia grisella is the source of this 6458-nucleotide messenger RNA. RefSeq lists its product as uncharacterized. The transcript is spliced from 33 exons. Bases 239 to 5845 code for a protein of 1868 amino acids. Gene Ontology annotation, molecular function: protein kinase activity; ATP binding. The record is from RefSeq and is a predicted model, not a curated record. NCBI's taxonomy places the organism in Eukaryota, Metazoa, Arthropoda, Insecta, Lepidoptera, Pyralidae. Gene Ontology annotation, biological process: MAPK cascade; protein phosphorylation.